Talpa occidentalis (Iberian mole) is the source of this 3382-nucleotide messenger RNA. It is a transcript of the gene RAB11B, whose product is annotated as RAB11B, member RAS oncogene family. Gene Ontology annotation, biological process: regulated exocytosis; constitutive secretory pathway. The record is from RefSeq and is a predicted model, not a curated record. NCBI's taxonomy places the organism in Eukaryota, Metazoa, Chordata, Mammalia, Eulipotyphla, Talpidae. Gene Ontology annotation, molecular function: GTPase activity; GTP binding. Gene Ontology annotation, cellular component: recycling endosome. The transcript has 5 exons. Bases 102 to 758 code for a protein of 218 amino acids.
UUGGUCCUCUGGCCGCCGCUCUGCGCGGCGCCGGCUCCGCCCCCGUCGGGUGUUUGUGGUGGGGCUGCGGAGUCGCCGAUCCCGCCGGAAGCGCCAGGACAAUGGGGACCCGGGACGACGAGUACGACUACCUAUUCAAAGUGGUGCUCAUCGGGGACUCGGGCGUGGGGAAGAGCAACCUGCUGUCCCGCUUCACCCGCAACGAGUUCAACCUGGAGAGCAAGAGCACCAUUGGCGUGGAGUUCGCCACCCGCAGCAUCCAGGUGGACGGCAAGACCAUCAAAGCACAGAUCUGGGACACCGCAGGCCAGGAGCGCUACCGCGCCAUCACCUCUGCGUACUACCGCGGCGCUGUGGGCGCACUGCUGGUAUAUGACAUCGCCAAGCACCUGACGUAUGAGAACGUGGAACGCUGGCUGAAGGAGCUGCGGGACCACGCUGACAGCAACAUCGUCAUCAUGCUGGUGGGCAACAAGAGCGACCUGCGCCACCUGCGGGCUGUGCCCACCGACGAGGCCCGAGCCUUUGCAGAGAAGAACAACUUGUCCUUCAUUGAGACCUCAGCCUUGGAUUCCACCAAUGUAGAGGAAGCUUUCAAGAACAUCCUUACAGAGAUCUACCGCAUCGUGUCACAGAAGCAGAUCGCAGACCGUGCAGCCCAUGACGAAUCGCCCGGCAACAACGUGGUGGACAUCAGCGUGCCGCCCACCACCGACGGACAGAAGCCCAACAAGCUGCAGUGCUGCCAGAACCUGUGACUGCCGCACACAGCCGAGUGUGCGCACAAGCCCCUGUCCGCAGCCCGCCCCUCACCGCACUGUCCUCCCUGCCCCCCCUCUCUGUCCCUCUGACUGGCUCCCGCCCGCCAUUGAACUCUGCGCAGCCAGGCCGGGGUCCCAGAAGAACAGGAGUCGAGUGGCACUUCCAGUCUCGCCCAAGGAGAGCUAGAAGGCCUGGCUGCUGCACCUGCUCUUCUUGGGUCCCAGUGGGCAUAUCAGCAGGGCAGGGAGGGUGGCAGGAUGGACAGGGCCGACCAGAAGCAAGGAGUCGGGCACACCGAGCAGGCUCCUCCAGCUUCCCACGGCAGACUCCAGGGAGUGAUUGCCUCUCUCCCUCUCUGGCCAGUUGGCCCAGCUGGCCCCCAGCCCCCACCCAGAACCCUCCUCCAGGCUGAAGCCCGAAGAGCAAGGCACCAGGGGGCCGGGCAGGUGGACACUCUGAGCCUCGGCACCCCUAUUCCCCCGCGCGCAGCCAGCAGCGGCACGCCUUCGACUGCUCCUGCCUGUAGAUUUCAGCUGGGAGAGACCCUCUCCCCACCUCCCCUCCUCUGCACGUGGCGCGCUCUCCACUCUCCCUGUGCCCUCCUCUCUGUCUUGUCUCCCUGUCUGGUCAGGAACCCGUUUGCAAGUGAAGCAAUAUCUCCGUGUUUUGUAUAUAUAACUGCUCUUGUAGCCUUUGUUUUUUUGUUAUUGUAGAGAAACACAGAUUCUUUAUACACUUUGUAAGAUUUACGCCAAACCCUAGCUCUCGAUCUCUUAUUCUCCCUGUGGCCCCUGCACUGUUGCCCCUGCCUCAUUUCUCUCGCCCGUUACUAAAAUGUAUAAUCCGACUUCCUGUACAGAAACCUGCCGCUGCGCCUUUUGUCUUCUUUCUCUCCGCCAGGUGGCCACUCUGAGCCUAGGACCCUGCCGCUUGUGCCCUGCUGCAGGCCUCUGCCCAGCUCAGCCUUCCAAGAGCUGAAAGACCAGGCCAGGGCCCAGGGUGACUGUCAGCCCUAGCCCUGCCCAGGACGAUGUGGAGAGCCCCUGAGCUGACCAGGGGGGUCCAGGUGGCAUGGGCCCUCUCCAAGCUCCCCCUGGGGCAAGGAGGUGGGGAAGACUGGCAGUGUAUGUUAUAUUCCCUGGCCUGGCAACCACCUACUAGCCUUGGGACUGGAGGGUACCCCGUUGGAGGGGGUGACCUGUGCCACUGCUCCCCUUCCAAGUCUCAGGGUUAGGAAUGGGCAUACCCAGGUGAUGUUGGCAAUGCUGGCCUCACUCAGUUGUCUCCAUUCCAGACUGAUCUUUGAGGAGGGACCGACCGCUGGGGGGACACUAGUGAGGAGGAGGUAGGUGGCCUGGGGUUCCUCUGCCACUCCCCAGCAUCCAGCUUCUCCCCUUGUGCAUGUGGCAGGGCCGGCCCCAAAGCAACAUCCCACUGUGGAGGAGGGAGUGUCAUCCCCUAGCCCAGACCUUUGCUGGCCUCCCCAACCCCUGCACUGACCACUUGACCAGUGUGUAUCCUCUCACCAGAGUGUUGGCAGCUCUUCUAGAAGCUCUAGCCCCUGGCUGAAGAGGCCACUUGUGCCCUUGCCAUCUAGGAGAGCCACCAAGAGGGAGGUCCAUCCUGCUGACCCCAGGCUCGGCACCCUGCCCGGAGGAAUGCGCAAACCCAGACUCAUUUCUCGGGGGGCUGUUCAGAUGGGAGUAGAGUGAGCAGGGUGACUGCCCCAGUCUGGCUGGAGUCUGGGGGACUUGGAGCUCCUGGCCUGUGCACACACACCGCGAGGGCACUGACUCCCCAGGGGUUGGCCAGGCUAGGGCUUCAGGAGAGCCAGGUGAAGCAGCGAGGCAAGCUUGCUCGCUCUAUGCCAGGCCCUGUUCUUGGGUCUUUUUUUUAAGGAGAAAGUACACAUAAUUCACCAUUUUAACCAUUUUUAAGUACACAGUUCCAUGGCGUUGAGUCCCUUCGUGCUGUACAGCCAUCCCCGCCAUCCAUCUCCAGAACACUCCAUCUUACGAAAGUCUGUCCCCAUUAAACACUGACUCCUCAUCCCUCCCACCCCAAGCCCGUGGCAUCCACCAUUCUAAUUUUUAUAAAUUUGGCUCUUAAGCCCCUCAGAUCAAAGGAAUCGUAUAUAUGCGUCCUUUUGUGGCUGGUUUAUUUCACAGAGCAAGAUGUUUCCAAGCUUCAUGUAGCGUGUAUCAGAAUUUCCUUUUUUAAGGCCAAAUAAUAUUCCAUCGCACGACCAUUGCACUUGUUUAUUCAUCCUGCUAUACUUGGGUUGCUUCUACCUCUUGCCUACUGUGAAUCACGUUGCUAUGGAACUGGAUUUGUAAAUACUUCUUCAAAAUCCUACUUUUAAAUCUUGGAUAUAUACCCAGAAGUGGGAUUGCUGGAUCAGACAGUAAUUCUUUGAUUAAUUUAUUGAGAAGCCCUGUUAACCUGAAUAAAUUCUGACAUGAAGAGGACAACAUAGGUCCACAAAAAAACAAGUCUCUAACAUGUCUUUUAGUAUUCACAGCCCUGGAGGACAGGCAUAGUUUACUAGUCCCGUUUUAUGGAUGAGAGACAGAAAUAACUGUCCCACAAUUAAAAGCAAGCAGUUUCAACCCAGAGCUGU